Molecule: messenger RNA, 1647 nt
Organism: Periophthalmus magnuspinnatus
Lineage: Eukaryota; Metazoa; Chordata; Actinopteri; Gobiiformes; Gobiidae
Gene: msantd4
Product: Myb/SANT-like DNA-binding domain containing 4 with coiled-coils
Exons: 4
Source: RefSeq, a predicted model, not a curated record
GCAACAAACACACUCUUACCUCAAAUACCACCAGUGACCUGUGAGCACUCUUUCCUCCCACCUGAUUCUGGUAUUUGGCACUGGGUCUUUGCUGCCAAGCUGGAUUUCCUGCAAGUGAAGCAUCUUAAAAGGAAGAGGAAAAGUAACUACAGUGUAAGAGAGACACAAACUCUCAUCCGAGAAAUCCACAAGAGGAGUAAUGUCCUGUUCUCCAGACAGCAGAAUACAGCCAUCAAUGAGCUGAAGAGACAAGCAUGGGAGGAAGUGGCCCGAGGUGUCAACUCACUUGGUGAAGGAGAGCUACGUACUGCAGCUGAAGUAAAACGACGUUAUCUGGACUGGCGUUCCCUGAUGAAGAGGAAACAGCUCCAAGCAGAACUCUCCUUCUCCUCCUCCUCUUCCUCCUCGCUCACUCUGAAGUCUGAGUAUGAGCCGUCUUCACCGGAGGCUGGGUCCCUCACCUCGUCUUGGGACCAGCUGUUAGACCUUUCAGCUCUGCCCAAAGACAGCCACUGUGACUGGCCUGAGCUCACGCUGGGUGACCAAGGCAGCCAGUCCAUGAUACCACCUUUGGGUGUCAAAAUGGAGGAGGAUGUGUGUGAAUACAGGCUGGACUGCGAUGGAGAAGUGGGAGAUGGAGAGAUAGACGAUGACGACAUCCCCUCCCUCCUCAGUGACAUUGAGUCCCGCGGAGAGGGCCAUGCUCCUGAGAUCUACUCCAACGGUGAUCAGGGCAUCCUCAGCUCAUCCAAGGGCCCUACUUCUACCACCCCCACCACCCGAGAUGUCACUCUCAACAGCCUGCUGGGGUACUCUCUGCCCGGGACCACUCUGAGCGACAGCAUGGGGCCCGGUGGGAUCCUGGUGGCUGUGGAAAAGCAGAGGUUGGAGGUGGAAAAGCAGCGUCUGGCCGUUGAAUCUGAGAGGUUGGUGGUGGAGAAGGAGCGGUUAGCUGUAGAGAAGGAACGUCUCCGUCAACACGAAAUCGAACACCAACGCCUGCAGCUGGAGAAAGAGAGGCUACAGGUGGAGAGGGAGAGACUCAGGCUCAUGCUCAUCAACCAAUCAGAGCACGUUGACUCGUCCUUCAACCUGCCACCCCAACAGGGCCCGCCCACAUCCUCCACUUCCUCCAAUCCGGACGGGUCGAUUGGGGACGGGGAGGGGAAGGAGAGCAGAGGCUGGCUGUCACUGGUGGAUCUGGAGGCGGAGAGGAUGAGGUUGGAUCAGGAGAGGCUCCAGCUGGAGAAGGAGAGACUGCAGUUCUUUAAGUUUGAGUCGGGUCGACUGCAGAUCGAGAGGGAGCGCCUGCAUGUGGAGAAGGAGAGAAUGCAGCUGCAUCUGGACCAUCAGAACCACUGACAGAAGGGUUAUGUAAAAGGAAAGAAAUGGCCAUUCUUUUCAGUAUUCAAAUGAUGUGCAAGAUGGAAAUAGCAACAUAUGCAAACAAAGCUGAUUGGCUGAAGAUCGUUCAACCAUGGUGUAUUUGAUUUAAUCAAAGACAGUCUCUAGUGUCUUGUUUAAUGUUAGAGGCAUGUUUUGAAAUGGAUCAGUGCAUUUCCUAAUGCUUUAUCAAUUUGCUUUCAUUUUUGCACUGAAAUGAGCUCUCUCAUCCCACCAGUCAGAGGAUUCUUUUCAUCAUUUUAG